UACCUUUUGCCCGGGACGCAUCCAAACACCGAUCCAUCUAAAAGUUCCAACACCAUCCCUUCAGGCCUCCCUCCAAAAACUCUCCCCCAGAACACCUGCCUCUCUUUAUCAGUAGGUCCGCCUAGCACUGUGGAAGAGAGUCCGUUUAGCACAAUGAGUGAACAGGCACAGCGUGAGCAGGUAGAUGGGCGGCUAGGUAGACAGACAGGUCAGCCGUCCAUCAUUUCCUUUCGGGCCGAAUGAAAUGAUUAAACAGGCUUAUUACAGGCCAGUCUGAACAACCCACCGGGGGCGGAGUGGGGGUCUACAAACUAUUUUUUUCGGGAUCAACAAUGUACCUUUUCCCCCCGUUCUAUCCGAUUUCUUACCUUUUUUGGUCAGAUUAUCGAUUCAUUGAUUGCUGUUGGGAUGUAAAGAGAAUUGCCACAAAUAUGACAAAAUAUUCUUCUAAACUAAAUUACCUAACCCUAACUUUAAUUUAGAGUUACAUUAAUGACGUAAUGAACAUUGUAUCUAUGUAAUGCUCAUCAAUGACGUUUCUACUUUUCAGUCUUCAAAUGCGCUAAGGAUCAAUGGAAACUGAUGAGGCGCGUUUCUUAACUGUGGUCAGUCCCAGCGAGCCGUUGAUGGGUGGCAGCCCACAGGUUAAACCCCGCCGCUCACGCGUUUGACCCUCUUCCUGGCAGACUGAGCACUGAGCCUCCCGAGCCACGGAGAUGGCGAUGGUGGAGUACCUGGCGUACCCCACAGGCACCGCCACGUUUAUCCUCCUCCAGAACACCUCCUCCAACACUACGGCCCCGCCCACCUCCACCCAACCCCAGCUGCUCCAGCCCGCCGACACCGCGGGCUCGGCGGCGUUCGCCUUGGCCUUCCUGUCCCCGCUCGCCCUCGCCACCGCCGUCCUCAACGGCGGUGUCAUGGCCGCCAUCUGCAGCACCAAGAAGCUGCACCUGCCCGCCAACUACCUCAUCUGCUCGCUGGCCUUCACCGACUUCUUGGUGGCGGCGCUGGUGAUGCCGCCGGCGGCGCUGUACGUGGCGUCGGGCGCCUGGCGGCUGGGCAGCGCGGCGUGUGAGGCCUGGCUCAGUGUGGACAUGACCUGCUGCACCUGCUCCAUCCUGCACCUCUGCGCCAUCGCCCUGGACCGCUACUGGGCCGUCACCAAGGCGACCGCCGAGUACGCCCGCAGGAAGUCGGCCCGCCGCGUGGCCCUCAUGAUCGCGGCCGCGUGGCUCGUCUCCGUCUUCAUCUCCCUGCCGCCGCUGUUCUGGAGACGCGGGGGCGGGCGUGCUGCGGUCGCCGUGGACGACGGCGGAGACGAGGGGCAGUGUGUGAUCAGGCACGACCACGUGGGCUACACGGUGUACUCCACGCUGGGGGCGUUCUACGUGCCCAUGGCGGUCAUCCUGGUCCUGUACCGGAGCAUCUACCGCGCUGCGAGGACGCUGUACCAGAAGAGGGGCUCCUCCUCCAGGAACCUCCGGAACCUGGGGAGCCAGAGCUCCAUGGACCGCUGCCGGGGGCAACAGCCGCCACAACCACAGCCGCCGCGGGCAUUCUGCGUGUCGGACGCCGGGCUGACGACCGUUGACACCCUGAGGGCCGGGGUGCGCUCCGUCUCGGACGGGGAGCUUACGGAGGGGCGGAGCCAGCAGGGUGGCGCGUCGCGGAGGGAGAGGAAGGCGGCAGGGAUCCUGGGUCUGAUCCUGGGGGCCUUUGUCCUCUGCUGGCUGCCGUUCUUCCUGAAGGAGCUGCUGGUGGGGCUGAGGCUUGCACAGCCCUCCCCGCGGGUGUCUGACGUCCUGGCCUGGCUGGGCUAUGCCAACUCCCUGGUCAACCCCCUGCUCUACACCAGCUUCAACGACGACUACAAGCGGGCCUUUAGAAAACUGCUCAGGAGGAAGGCCCACGCCUAAACUAAACUAAACUAAACUAAACUUGCUACAUAAACAGGUCGAGGAAUACACUGGGGAUUCUGUGUUUUAACAGAACUAUAAAGACAUAUCAAGUCACUUGUGUUUACCUUUUAUAGCCCUUAAUAACAGUUACAGUGACUGCUUCAAAAUCCCAAUAUACGACAACCCCUUACCCUUAGCACUCCGAAGGACAGAAAACACCUCCUCAUUCCCAGAGGGAUCAAACCUUGAGAAGGAACACUGAAAAUAAAAUGUAAA
This is a messenger RNA of Gadus morhua (Atlantic cod), 2177 nucleotides long. It is a transcript of the gene htr1e, whose product is annotated as 5-hydroxytryptamine receptor 1E. The transcript has a single exon. The coding region runs from base 717 to 1919 and encodes 400 amino acids. Gene Ontology annotation, cellular component: plasma membrane. Gene Ontology annotation, molecular function: G protein-coupled receptor activity. Lineage: Eukaryota; Metazoa; Chordata; Actinopteri; Gadiformes; Gadidae. The record is from RefSeq and is a predicted model, not a curated record. Gene Ontology annotation, biological process: positive regulation of MAPK cascade; adenylate cyclase-activating adrenergic receptor signaling pathway.